Messenger RNA from Ricinus communis (castor bean), 4116 nucleotides. RefSeq names its product disease resistance protein RPV1-like. Gene Ontology annotation, molecular function: ADP binding. Gene Ontology annotation, biological process: defense response; signal transduction. Lineage: Eukaryota; Viridiplantae; Streptophyta; Magnoliopsida; Malpighiales; Euphorbiaceae. The record is from RefSeq and is a predicted model, not a curated record. The transcript has 5 exons. Bases 590 to 4015 code for a protein of 1141 amino acids.
AUUCUUAUUGAAUCAUACAAAGUCAAUGCUAAUUUGCAAUUUUUCAAGAAAUGCGGCGUCCUAGAAUUGAUUUACAGGGCGCCAUAUCAUGGGUCUCUUUCUAAUUCUCAUCCAAACGGACCUUUCAGUUCAUCAUAUUUUAUGCAUUCCAAUGGGAGUUAAAUCCACAACCAACACAUUUCUUGGACCCAGAGAUUGAUAUGGUUAAAUGCACUGACUUCUUCUGGGGUAUAGUAAAGUAGCCUAAGGAAUCAAGCUAAAAGUCAAGGGGACAGUACAAUAUUUUUGGCAUUUUGUGCAGCUGAAAGUCUACAUUCUUACAAAAUAUCAGGGGAAGACUUAACCUCAAUUGUGAAGCUAAGUGCUUCUCUUUCAGAUGUCAGAAAUUAUUAGGAAGACUUAGAUCACAUGCACUAAUUGUUCUUAAGUAAACUUUGACUUUUCCAUUCAAAGGAUUAUUGUGUAUACUCAAAGAAGUGAAGAAUUGUUUUCUUCAUCUUCCUUUCUGGAAUUUAUACUGGAGGGGUCUUCCUGCUUAAAAUUCAUGCUGUGUAUCUGCUCUAUAUUCUUUACUAUUUAGCUAAAUAACAUGAAUCUGAAGAAGUAUGAUGUGUUCAUUAGCUUUAGAGGUGCAGACAUCCGUGAUGGUUUUCUCAGCCAUCUUUAUAAAUCUUUAUGUAGAAACCAAGUUCAUGCCUUUGUGGAUGAAAAUCUUGACAGAGGAGAAGAUAUCACAUCAUCCCUGUUGGAAAUAAUUGAACAAUCAUAUGUUUCUGUUGUCAUUUUCUCAGAGAACUAUGCAUUUUCUCCUUGGUGUUUGGAUGAACUUGUGAAGAUACUGGAAUGUAAAACAACAAUGGCACAGAUUGUCCUACCAGUGUUUUACCGUGUAGAUCCAAUUCAUGUGCAACAGCUUACAGGGUGUUUUGGGGAUGCAAUUGCUAAGCAUAGAGAAGAAUUCAAGAACUCUUUACGCAAGGUGGAGACUUGGUGCCAAGCUUUGAAGGAAACAACUGGGAUGGCAGGGCUGGUUUCUCAGAACAUUAAGUGUACUUUUUUUUUUUGUGGCAUUGUGACCAUGCCCAACAUUAUGAACUUUAUCAUCCAUCAUUUUCUGUGUUUCUUGUGGCUGAUCAUUUUGCCUUUUUGUACAUGGUCAGGUCUGAUUCUAACUGCAUCUUUCCAAAGUGAUUCAUGCAAUGAUGGGUUAGUUGGAAUUGAUUUACGUGUCAAGUAUGUUGAGUCAUUAUUAUGCCUCGAGUCUGCAGAUGUGCGUGUAGUAGGAAUUUGGGGAAUGGGCGGUAUUGGCAAAACAACAGUUGCUGUAAAAGUAUUUGAUCAAGUUUCUGGUCAAUUUACAAGUCGAUGCUUUUUUGGAGAUGUUAGGGAAAACCUGGAAAAGUUCACACCAGAUUGUUUACAAAGGGAACUUCUUUUUCAAGUGUUAGGAAAAGAAAUUUCAAAUGCAGGCAUGCCAAUUAUGUUAUCAUCUUCUAUUAGAAAAAUGCUUUCACGAAGAAAAGUUCUCAUUGUUCUUGAUGAUGUGAGUGAUCUAAAGCAAAUAGAGCUUUUGAUAGGGAAACAUACAAGCUAUGGUCCAAGGAGUAGAAUUAUCAUGACAAGCAGAGAUAAACAAUUGCUUCAGAAUGCAGGUGCGGAAAUAUAUGAAGUUGAGGAAUUGAAUGGCUCUGAGGCUCUGUUGCUCUUUUGCUUGCAUGCCUUCAAACAAGAUUCUCCAAAGAAGGGAUACAUGGCUCUUUCAGAAAGAGCAAUUAAAUAUGCUCAAGGGGUUCCAUUAGCUCUUAAGGUCUUAGGUUCCAAUUUAUACAGCAGAGAUGUAGAAGAGUGGGAAGAUGAAUUGGAAAAGCUUAAAGGUGCAUCAGAUGAAGAAAUUAGGAAAGUACUGAGAAUAAGCUAUGACGAACUAUGUGAGAAUGAGAAGGAAAUAUUUCUUGAUAUUGCAUGUUUUCUUAAAGGAGUAGAUAAAGAUCGAGCUGAAAGUAUACUGGAUGUUCAUGGUUCCAGAAUUGGAAUAAGACGACUGCUUGAUAAGUCUCUGAUAUCUAUCUCAAACAAUGAGUUAGAUAUGCAUGACUUGCUGGAGCAAAUGGCUAAGGAUAUUAUUUGCCAGGAAAAACAGCUUGGCAAACGAAGUAGACUGUGGCAGGCUACGGAUAUACAUAAUGUAUUUACAAAAGAUAAGGCAAGAAACAACGAGUUUGUGUCUUUAUCCCCUAUAUAUUUCGGUGGCAAAACCAAAGUACACCUUCCUAAAGGCCUUGAGUUUCUUCCGGAUGAGCUAAGAUUUCUCUACUGGUAUCAUUACCCUUCAAAGUCUUUACCAGUGAAAUUUUCUGCUGAGAAUCUUGUUGAACUUCACUUGUGUAAUAGCCAACUUAAAGAACUUUGGAAUGGAGUUCAGUAUCUUGUAAAUUUGAGAUUUAUUGACCUCAGCUAUUCUGAGUAUCUAUUCAAAUUCCCAGACAUGUCUAGAGCUCAGAGUCUUGAGGUUUUAUAUUUGAGUUUCUGUGCAAGUUUGGUUGAGAUUCCCUUGUCUCUUACAUAUUUGAGCAAGCUAACUGAACUGAAUUUACCCUGCUGCACAAGUCUUAGCAGCUUGCCAAGCUUCUAUCAUUUGAAAAGUCUCAAGUUUCUUUCUUUUGAGCUUUGCCAAAAGAUUAGAGCGUUUCCAGAGAUUCCUUGUAACUUGAUAGAUCUAAGUUUAGGUGGAACCGCAGUAAAACAAGUUUCCUCAUCAAUUGGGUGCCUCUCUCAACUUUGCAAGUUGAAGUUGGAUUGGUGUGAGAGGUUUGUGAGUCUUCCAGAUAGCAUUUGCAAUCUGAAAUGUCUUAGAUAUUUUGACAUCAUGGAUUGUGUUAACCUACUUGGACUGCCAGAGAAGUUGGGGAAUUUAGAAUCUCUGGAGGUGCUUAUUGCUUCCGGAACUGGUAUCAAAGAACUACCUGACACCAUCUGCAAUCUUAAAUACCUCAAAUAUUUAGAUAUCAGUAAAUGUGUAAAUCUACAUGGAUUGCCAAAUGACUUGGGGAAUUUAGCAUCCUUGGAGGAGCUUAUUGCAUCUAAAAGUGGUCUAAGACAAGUUCCACCAUCCAUCAAUCAGUUGAAGAAGUUGAUAAAGUUAUAUUUUGAUGAAUGUGAAGGUUUGAAACUUCCUCCCUUGACAGGUUUGCCUUAUAUAUUGGAGGUUCAUCUAGAGUAUUGUGGCAUUUCAGAAAUUCCCAACAGUCUUUGCUCUUUAGGAUCACUGGAAAACUUGUUUGUAGGUGGAAAUAAUUUUGACAGCAUACCUGAAAGCAUCGAACAACUUUCGAACUUGGUUGUACUGGAUCUAAGUGAUUGCAAGAGACUAAAAUAUUUACCAGUGCUUCCAUCUCUGAACUAUUUGCAUGCAAGAAAUUGUACAUCUAUGGAAUCAGCAUUCAGUUCAAUCCAACUCCUAGAAGAACAACAAAAGCUUGUCGUUUUAGAAUUUGGUAAUUGCAUCAGUUUAGAUCGAGCCGAAUGUGAUAAAGUUUUGGACCUUGCGUUAGCAAGAUAUUCUCUGGAUUCGGCAUCACUGUGUCUCCCUGGAAGUGAAGUUCCUCGAAAGAUGAAGCAUCAGAACAAGAAUGGAUAUUCUCUGUCUUUGUCUUUCAGAGUACCAGAGCAGCUGAACUUCAGCUUUCUCCUUUUUUCUGCUGUUUUUGAUCCCAAAGUUUAUGGUCCUUCUGAAGGUGUCUUGUGUAUUGGUUGUACAGUCAAUUUCUUAGACAAGUACGGCCACUGCCAUAACCAGGUUGAUUCCUGCUGGAAUCAUGGUUUCUGUUCAAGUCACUGUAUGGCCUUUCAAUCAGAACAUGUGUUCGUUUGGGCUAAGUCGGUUGAUUUCAUAUGGAGAGAGGAUGAUUUAUGUAACAUUGUUGUGGAAUUCUUUGCUGGAGCAUACAAAACUGAACACAGUUGUGAUGCAAUUAUCAAGUGUGGGUUCCAUCUGCUACUCAAUGAUGAUGAGUAGGAGGAGGACAAGAGCAGGAACAGGAACCUGCCCUUCAAGGAUUACAUACCUAGCACUAAUUUCAUGUAUACAAGGUUAUAUAUAACUACUUGCAUUUCAAA